Rotaria sp. Silwood2 is the source of this 6924-nucleotide messenger RNA. NCBI's taxonomy places the organism in Eukaryota, Metazoa, Rotifera, Eurotatoria, Philodinida, Philodinidae. The record is from the annotation of a GenBank genome assembly.
AUGGAUGUCUUUCUUCACGAUCUCAAUCACGCCUAUAGUACAGGUCAAUUGGCGAUUGAUGACAAUACUCUUCUGCGUUACUUUGAUUAUGCUACCAUUGAACAACAUAGUCCAAUGACUGCUGCAAGUGUAUUUUGGUUCGAUUCUCUUCGAGAUAGUAAAAUUGAUCAAUCAUUACCGCUACCAUUUGAUCGAUAUCGUCUUUCGGAUGAACAUCGAACAGGUCGUGGAAUAUCUGUCUGUUUCGAUUUUGGUGAAGAUCUUUCACAUGACUUUCUUGCAUAUUCAUCAUCGAACGGCAUUAAUGUAGAACAACUAGCACUUGCUACCUAUUAUAUAUUCUUGUUCAAACUGACUAAUGGAAAAAGUGAUUUAUGUAUUGGAAUGAACACACAUGGAAGAUAUAAAGAAGAAUUGAUGACGGUGAUUGGAAUGUUUGUCAAUGCUAUUCCUUUGCGAUGUCAGCUAGAUCCUCAUUGGCAUUUUAAUCAGCUGCUUGAGCAUGUUAAGAAGAUAACCACUAGCAGUUUACAGUAUUCCUACUUUCCUCUUCAACGAAUUCUUGCUCAACAUCCAAGUAUUUCAAAGCCUGCUUUUCUUGAGACAUCAUUCGACUUUCAUACGUACACUUCUACAAACAGCAAGGAUGAAGUGAUGAUUGAAAAUGCUCGACUUAUUACUACGCCUUUUUCAAUCAAGCUUGGUGAAGAUGAAAUAAUGAGUGAAUCGUUCUAUGUGACACUAUUGGAUCACAUCAAAAACAUUGAUUUUCAAAACUGUCGUAUAUGGAAUAUGUAUGGGCCAGCCGAGACAACCAUUAGUUCUACGUUCAACCUCAUAAAUUUGGCAGGCUGCGAGGAGAGCAUUGGAAUCGGUAUUCCGCUUCCGAAUUAUCGAUGUUUACUUUUAGAUGAAUUCUUACAAUCAGUCGUUAUUGGCCAAGAAGGUGAACUGUUAGUGGGAGGCGUAGGUGUUUAUGCUGGUUAUCUAGGACGUGAUGAUAUGACAGAAAAAAUAUUAAUUGAGGUCGAUGGUGAAAUAUUUUAUCGAACAGGUGAUCUUGUUAGAAUCGAUCACAACGGUCUUCUUCACUAUCGAACAAGAAAAGAUCAUCAAAUCAAGUUGCAUGGACAACGUAUUGAACUUGGAGAAAUCGAACAAUGUUUGCUUAACACAUCGAUUGCUGCUUGUGUUGUUAUCAAAUGGGGUGAUGAUCAUUUGGUUGCUUAUGUUCAGAGCUCUAAUAUUGAUGAAAAACAAUUACGUGAACAUUGUAAAUCUCAUCUUCCACCUCACAUGAUUCCAUCCAUAUUUCUCAUAUUGGAGAAGCUUCCUAUAAAUGCAAACGGGAAAAUAGAUCGAAAACUUCUUCCAACACCUAAUAUGUCUUCAGUAGCUUUACAGUCGACAAAUGAAUUUAAUGUUUCUCGUAGUCAAAUGGAGGAAACUGUCCACACUGUUUGGUGUAAAGUGCUUGGGUGGGUUGGACAAGAAAUUUCAACUAGGAAAAGCUUCUUCAAUAUUGGUGGUCAUUCGCUGCUCUUCAUUAAACUUUAUCAUAGCUAUCAAACUUUAUUUGGCUUUGAUACCCAUGUACUCUCCAUUGCUUCUUUCCUUGAACAACCAACUAUAUUUGAACAUGCAAAAUUGCUUGAAAAGGUCGCAACAAGUGACAUGAAGUCAACACAAUGGCAUACAUUACAUCUUAUUCAAGGUAUUGCAUCAUUUGCUCAAGAGCGCAUCCUACUUGAUGAGCAAAUUCGCUUUACAAAAAAAGUGGCCAUUUACAAUGAAUUAAUUGUUUUGAAAGUUUUCAAAGGUUCAUUAUCAAUAAAUCGGCUAUUAAGUACUUUCCGAUCUCUUUUGACUAAACAUCCAAUAUUGCGUACAUCUCUCGUAUUUAACAACGAGAGUGGUACUCUAAAACAAUAUAUUACUGACAGACAUGAAACAUUCACAUUAGCAGCUGAGCAGACAUUCAGGAAUGAUAGAGAACUUCUGGAUAUUAUUUAUCAAACAACUACUGAUCCAAAUCUAUUCGAUUUAUCAAGUGGUCGAAUAUUUUAUUGUCAAAUACUUCGUCUACAAAAUUCCUUGAAGAAAAAUAAUGACAACGAAUUCAUCACAUAUUCUGAUGUACUUAUUAUUGCUUUUCAUCAUGCAGCAUUUGAUCGAUUCUCUCGUGAGAUUUUAUACAAUGAUUUAUGUCAAGCGUAUAACAAUAGCCUAAUAAUACCAGUCGACGAAGAAAGAUUACAAUACAUUGAUUAUUCUGUUUAUGAGCGUCAAAUCGAUAUGACAUUAUCACGUGAAUUUUGGCACAAACAUCUUCAAGGAUAUAAUUUUGAAUGUCGAUUCUCAUUACCAAUUGAUCGACAUCGUUCAUCUCCUAAUGAACGAUCUGGUUGUGCGUCUGUAGCUAAAAUCUCUUUCGAUAAUGAUAUUUCGACAGCAUUUCUAAAUUAUGCAUCUUCACAUAAAGUCACACCAUUUCAACUAGGAUUAGCUACAUUUUAUGCAUUUCUCUUCAAACUAAGUCAUAGUCAACGUGAUCUGUGUAUUACUUGUCCCAACGCCAAUCGUUAUAAAAGUGAAUUAGAAAAUAUAAUUGGAAUGUUUGUUGCAACAUUACCUCAUAGAAUUCAACUUAAUUCUCAUUGGUCAUUUGAUGAACUUGUAAGUCAUGUACGAGAACAGUGUUUGUCAAUUUUUGAACAUUCUCAUUAUCCAUUACAAUAUAUUCUUGCUGAUUCUUAUCUUGAGGCAUCUAAUGUUUCUUUUCUUGAGAUAAUGUUUGAUUUCAUCACUGUUUCCUCUGAAAAGGAUCACUUAUUUUUGAAUGAUGCGACUUUAGAAGAAGUGUCAUUAGAACAAUCAUCUCAAGUGGCUAAAUUUGAUUUCAUGUUGAUAUUUGUUUACAAUCCAGCAUUAGUUAAUAGCAGACUUUCAUGUUAUUUCAUCUGUUCUCAUGAUCUAUAUGAUGUGUCGACAAUUGAGACGAUCGGAGAAAGAUUUCAAUAUCUUUUCUUUCAACUUUUCUCUUCAAAAUCAAGUAUUACUCAAAUUGAUCAAGCUAUUACACCCAUCAAUAAAUUAUCGCUUAUUUUACACAACGAAGCUCAAGAAAUGCAAGGAACGAUUUUUUAUAGAUUGCUGAAUAUUGUCAAUGAGGGUAUGUUUAUUUGCUGUAUACUUCUUUAUGUACAUGAUAGUCCAUGAAUAAGAAGAUCCAUAUUUUUUAUUCAUACUAAUAACGUUAAGAAAUACAGCUUAGAUCAAACCACUGUUGUCUUCAAGAAAGCAUUGUAGCUUCUCAUGAAUUCCAAAAGUAUCUCCUGCACACUAUAUGCUCUUAAUACAGUUCCGGAGACAAAAGUUCUCGGGGUUUUUUGUGACGUUUUCUUUAUUAUAUAGUAGAAUAGUUUAGUUUGAAGCAUGAACGAAUAUUUCGUGUAUGAUUCACUUUAGAUAAAUCGUGAUAUCUAAAAAUAUGAAGUUCUCAUGAGCAUACUUACUGUAUGUUAAAAGUCUUCGAAAAAUCUACUUUUAUUUCUUGAAGCCAAUGGUAUGAAUUUUUAGUCAUAUUUAUUGACGUUGUUUUCAAGAAGAAAAUAUCUGAACCCUAUGAUCUAUCACUGAUUUAAAAAGUUAGCCCAUUUGGUUUACGUAUUAGAAAUGUUCACGUUUUUCUUUCAUUCUUAUCUUAGAAGCAUGCUGUAUAACGUUCGUAUUCAUAUAGAAUAUGUUCUGAAAGUCUGAUAAUGCAGCAAGAUGCGAUAAUUGAGAUUUUUCUCUGUUGUUGGUACACUGUAAACUACAAAAUAAGUUAUAGAGUUUAAUGAAGUAAAUUCUAGGAAUGCCCAUAUGAAUUCACCGAUGAAUUUUUAAUUCUUUGAAAAUAAGAUAUUCGAAACUUUAAGAAUAAGAAAUUUUAUUUUCUAAUUAGAAAAUCGGAAAUGAAUUCAUAUGGGCAUUCCUAGAAUUUAGCAAUUCGAGUAUUUUUUAAAAACUGGAAAAUCGAAUUUUAUUUUCAUAUUAUAAUGAAGUAUCAAAAUGUAUUCAAUAAAAUAAAUAAUUAAAUAGUUUUAAUUUUAAUUUAAAUAAACUCAUAAACAUUUAAUUCAUACAAAUGCACCAAAUAAAAUAAAUAAAUAAUUUUAAUUUAAAUACAUACAAAACGGAUUGACUCAUAGAGCAAGUGUAAAAAUAUAAUUUAUGAACUCAUGAAUUGUCGGAGAAUAAAAUGAAUGCAUAACACUAUCGGCCGGCUUAUAUACAUGAAUGAACUUUUUCGAAAAUCAAAUUGAAUUUGUAUGAAUUAGAAAAUUAAGCAUUUUCUAAAUUUUCAACAUUCAACAGAUGAAUAAUGGAAAUUUGAAAAUGCUGUAGCUUUUUUAAAGUCGAUUUUCUUAAAAGGAGUUUCAAAAAAAAUUACAGUCUACUGUUAGCUUUAUUCAUGCGUCAAAGUUCAAAGUACUGAUCGGUUUGCAGCUGUGACUGUGUACCAACAGCAUUCUUAUUAUAAAAACUUUAUUGACUUCUAUACCCUUUUCUUUUGUAAGUUUAUUUGCAACAGAAAAACUGUUUCUGUAGAAUUAAAGACACAAGAAACUUUUCAAGAAACGAACAUUUACGUCUUAUAAAUAUAUAAUUAGUGAAACAACUACGAAAAAUCGCAAGAUUUUAGCUCCUAUAACAAUGUUCCCAGUUUUGUGUACAAUUUUAUUUACCAUUCCUUAAGUUCAUUAAUUGGCUAUAAAGAAAUGAGACACUUUGCAUAUACUACAUUUUUGAUGAAUUAGAUCGAUGAUGACAAUAGAAAAAGAUCAGAAAAAGUUUUUGAAAGUUGAGAAUAUCAAACGUAUCAGGCUCUAUGUUGGCUUAGCAUAACUAUUUCAAGUAUUCUAUUUAAUAUGUAAAGAAUCAUAGAGAAAGAGUAAUAGUUACUAAAAAAACGAAUAUGAGUAAAGAAGAAUAAUUAGCUCAUUAGAAUCUCACAAUUCAUCAUACACUUGAUAACCGAAACAAUUUAUUGCAUUCAAUAACAAUCUUUACAGACAAGAGUUUAUUGAUUCAUCUUCCAUUGCAUGAGCAUGUGUCAUAUUUGAGAGAUAUACUAAAUCACAUCGAUCCCGUGUUGUAUAGACCGCAAAAAUGUUCGAAAAAAAUGCUGCUAAAGUCGAAGAAAGAGAACAAUAGAGCUGCAGAGCAUGAUGAUUUAAGUAAAAGCAUGACAUAAAUGAAUAUCCAUUGUUUGUGCAUGCUGAGAUCAUAUAAAAGACUAUGAAGUAGUUAUGGUAUUAGUUAUGAUAAAUGUAACACUCUCGGUUGAGUGCAUUUUAUGCAUGAUGUUUGACUUUUCCUACCUAUUUCUUCUCAUCUUAUGUAUUGUCCUUACCGUCCUGUCCUUACUUCGUACAUCAUGCUGUAUUUUGUCUGUAUCUCAUGGCUCCUACUUUCUGUUCGUAUUAUCCUUUCCUUUCAUAUUCUUUUCUUCUUUCUGAUGGUACAGUAUAUAAGCGUAUGCUUUGUGUAAAAACGAUGAGAUUGUAUGAUACGAAGGAUAAGAAUAAAGUGUAUCACCAUCCACACUAACACUUCUUCUAUCAGACAUCGUCACAGACAACACUUAUCAAUUUUGAAAUCUUCCUCAGUGAUGUGCUAAAAGUUUCUGAAGUAUCCUAUGAUGAUAUUCUUAAGCAAAUAUAGGUAAAAAACCGUGACAAAAUGCUAAAGGUGCCAUUGUCUUCUAUAAACUGUAUGCGUUGCUAGAAUCACAGCUCUUUGCACAUACAUUAAUUUUACUCAUUGAUGCAUAAUAUUGCUGUAUUCAUUGUUCAUAAUCAAUUGUAAAUAGAUAAAAACAUAGAAAAAACGUUUUGCGUUUUUCUCUAGCUUGUUUUCUUUAUCAAUCGUGAAUCUUCGUGAAAUUUCUUUUCCGAUAUAGUUUAUUCUAUUAAUCGAUUGUUCAUCUUAUCAUAUCUGUAGUUGUUGAGAAGAUAACAUUCAGCAACCUGAAGACACCAAUUAGAAGCAUUCAAAUCAAUUAUUCAGAUAUAAAUUGUCUAUGCGGAUAUCGACAAUAUGAAAUUUGAUUAAGAAAAAUCUUCGGAGAUUUAGCUUAACUGCGUUCAAUCUCAUCUUUCCCUUACCUCUUCACGUUCUAACUCGUUUCGUCGUAACGUCUCAACGUCUUAGUAGUCUCACAGACAUGCAUGGAACUUUUUAUUUUUUGAAAAUCAGUAAUAGAAAUUAGAUCCUUUAUGAACAUUCUCACCUGAAACAGAAAUAAGAUGAUCAAUACAUAAUGCAUAUGAAAAGCUGUACAAAAGCUUGUAAAAUAUAUUUUCAUCCUUCGAAUUAUGAUGUGGCUGUGGAUGUUGGCGCACUUGUUCUCUUCAAUUCACUCCCACAUUAACACUCCCCCAUCCACAUCCACACCAACACCUACAUACCUAUCCACACCAUUCAGAAUCAACGUAAUUGCUGUUUCACUGUUGAAACAAAGUCAAUAAAUACUUAGACCAUUAUAUUUUGACGAAUCCAACUCCAUAAGCACUGAGAAAGAAACAUACCCGUGAUUGAUCGUCGAAUUAUAAAACCGAUUAAACAAUUAUGCAUAUAUUCACGUUUGCGAACGAUAGAAUAGAAAAUGCAUACUACCUCUUUUUUAUGUAAUGAAAACCAAUGUAGUCUUGACACUGAUAUCUGAUUUGUUUAGCACCAGCUUCUAAUGCUCAAACUCGUAUCUGGCUUGAUGAACGCAUUCAUUUCAAUCCAGACCAACCACUGAUGGCAAUCUACCAUAUGCCUUUCCUUUAUCGUCUAUACCACGGGCAUACUUUAUCAAUUCAACAACUUAGACAUGCUCUUCAGCUAAUUGUCAUGAAACAUCAAUCACUUCGUACAUCACUCGUUUUCGAU